Cyphellophora attinorum is the source of this 630-nucleotide messenger RNA. RefSeq lists its product as uncharacterized. The record is from RefSeq and is a predicted model, not a curated record. The transcript has 2 exons. Bases 1 to 630 code for a protein of 209 amino acids. Lineage: Eukaryota; Fungi; Ascomycota; Eurotiomycetes; Chaetothyriales; Cyphellophoraceae.
AUGCGCUUCUCAGCAAUCUUCGCCGCCUGCGCGGCCAGCACUGCCGUCAUGGCAAUGCCCCAGCCAGGCUGGCUUGAUCAUCCGGCUCCUCCAGCACCUCAAGGGCCUCCAGGGCCACCAGGCUCAUCAGGCUGUCCGACUCCUCCCGGACCAUCCAGCCCUCCUGGUCAACAGUGCCUCGAUGAUCGCUCCGCCGAAGCCUACGUCAACAACUUCAUUAAGACCCUCAAGAUCUCCGGCAACGACACCGCCGCCUUCGCAUCUGCCAUCUCCGCCGUCGCCAAUCCUUCCGUCCAGGAGAUUUCCGACAGCGUCAACUUCCUGGCCAACAAGCCCUACGGCAGCGUCUCUCUUGACGGCAUCUCCGCGUUGGAGAACUUCCACCUGUCGACACCACCAGGCGGGAUCUAUCAGGUCAGCACACUAAACAUCUGGCAUAGCUGCACUGCAAUCACGUGGCGGUGGUUAUUUGUGCUUUAUCCUGGUGCACAGCCUGUACGCGGCAUCAACGUGUUUGAGCUGGGCAAGAAUGGGAAGGCUGACCGGUUCUAUGAUGAGUUCAAUGUUGCCGCUUGGGCGGAGGAUUUGGGGUAUACAAUCACUCCUCCUGCUGGACCGCCGCCGAGCUAG